AUGGCGUCAGAUCCGCAAAUCAAAAACUCAAACGUAGACGUACUAAUCAUCGGAGCUGGUCCUGCUGGUGUCAUUGCCGCUGACUGGCUCGCGAGAUUCACCAAAUACGGUGUUAAGACAAGGGUGGUGGACAAGCGCUCGCACAAAGUCUUCACCGGACAAGCAGACGGACUCAACCCGCGCUCUAUUGAAAUGUUCCAGUCUUUCAACAUUGCAAACAAGAUCGUCAGUGAAGCGAACCCGAUGAAUGAGGUUUGUUUCUGGGCCCCAAAUGAGAGCCAUGGUGGUAUUGAGCGUGGUAGACGUAUUCCAGAUACCAUCCCUGGUAUAUCAAGAUACGUCCAGUCUGUCCUCCACCAAGGUAGAAUCGAGAGACACAUCCUCGACGACAUGAACGAAAAGAGCAAUGGUACAAUGAAGAUCGAGCGUGGUGUGCUUCCCGAGACGUUGGAAGUCAAUGAAGAACUCUGCCAAGACGACAACGCGUACCCAGUCAAAGUCGGUAUUCGCCAACUCUCAGAAGAGGAAUCACGUCCAAAGCUAGGCUCAAAGAACGGUGAAGUAGAAUCUGGUCUCUACAAGUCAAACCUCGUCAAGGAUGAAGACGAUGACGUCGAAUUCAAACCAGAUGUUCCGGUCGGCGACAGAGAAAUUAUCAACGCAAAGUAUGUUAUUGGUGCAGAUGGUGCGCACUCGUGGGUGCGUCGUCAAUUAGGAUUCAAGAUGCAAGGUGAAGGAUCUGAUUUCGUUUGGGGUGUUGUCGAUGGUGUUCCAAUCACAAACUUCCCUGAUAUCCGCUGCCGUGCUGCUAUCCACUCAAACGCUGGUAGCAUGAUGAUCAUUCCACGCGAAGGUAGCCUCGUUCGUCUGUACAUUCAGCUCAACUUGCAAGUGGACGAGGGUGGACAUGUCGACCGUAGCUUGAUCACACCAAAGAUGCUGAUGGACCAAGCUAAGGCUGUGUUCCAUCCAUACUCGAUCGAGAUUCCUGAUAUCAUGUGGUACACCGGUUACCAAGUCGGACAACGUCUCACCUCGGAGUAUGCAAAGAAUGACCGUGUUUUCAUCGCCGGUGACGCUUGCCACACGCACUCUCCUAAGGCCGGUCAGGGUAUGAAUGCAUCCAUGGCUGACACAUACAACCUGUGUUGGAAAAUUGGUCAUGUCUUAGCUGGACACGCUCCACGCUCCAUUCUCAAAACAUACGAGAGCGAGAGACGUCCAUUCGCGGAGCACUUGAUUAUGAACGAUGCCCAACUCGCCAAGCUCUUUUCAGGAAAGCCAUUGUCAUCAGCUGAGCUUAAUGAACUUGGUGUCGACAUGAAGGACUUUGAAAACAUUCUCGAGAGAGGAAUUUCAUUCUUUUUGGGUACUUCUAUUGAGUACUUCAACUCCACUGCCACCGCCAACGGAAGAGACGGUAGACUUUCAUCGAAGCAGGAGCUGGCGAAGAAUAUACCAGUCGGACAACGUUUCCCCUCUCACCAAGUCGUCUCGCAGUUCGACGGCAGACACUACCACUUAGUCGACACCAUGUUUGCUGAUGGACAGUUUACUAUUGUGUUAUUCGCAGGCAAUAUGGACAAACAAGUAAACCGUCAACGUUUGCAAACCAUUGCUCAACGUCUCGACAGCGAUGAUGGCGUAGUGAGCAAGUAUACACCUAAGGACAGACAAAGAGAUGGCGUGAUUGACGUCAAGACAGUCCACUGUGGAGGCAGAACGAACAUUGAAGUGCAUGAGUUCCCACAACCAACUAUUUACCCACCAGGCACAUACAACAAGCUCUACGUCGACGACGUUUCCUACCACGCAGGUCACGGAGAGGCUUACAAGAACUACGACAUCAGCAAGGAAGAUGGUGCUGUUGUUGUUGUGCGUCCAGACCACUUUGUCGGAUUAGUUACCUCGCUCGACGGUGCUGGUAUGGAUGAUGUCGACAAAUACUUUAGCGGAUUGCUCAAGACUGUUCCGGCAGAGCAACGCAACUCGGCAAAGGAUAUCAAGGUUAUUCCACAACCUAAAGUUUAA
Messenger RNA from Wallemia ichthyophaga EXF-994, 2031 nucleotides. Its product is annotated as Phenol 2-monooxygenase. Bases 1 to 2031 code for a protein of 676 amino acids. The transcript has 3 exons. The record is from RefSeq and is a predicted model, not a curated record. NCBI's taxonomy places the organism in Eukaryota, Fungi, Basidiomycota, Wallemiomycetes, Wallemiales, Wallemiaceae. Gene Ontology annotation, molecular function: FAD binding.